Durusdinium trenchii is the source of this 2836-nucleotide messenger RNA. NCBI's taxonomy places the organism in Eukaryota, Dinophyceae, Suessiales, Symbiodiniaceae. The record is from the annotation of a GenBank genome assembly.
AUGCUGUCUUGACCUCCAGCGUUUGCCAUGGCAUGAAGCCACCCUUGAGCUUGCCCAAAGCCCCGAACGCCUCCGCCUCCACGCUGCCUCCAGAGUCGACGCCCGGUGUUGCACCCGUCGCAGCGCGGCCAAGCGCUUUGCCGCCCCGAUUGGCUCCGCUCCCAGGGCAAGCAUCAUCUCAAGCUCCUAAGACAGAUGUGGCCAGCAAUAGUGGUAGCCGGACCAGCGAUGACUUGGUUUCAGCGGUGAGCUCUGUCUCGAAGCAGGCCGAGCUAGACAACGCACCACCCCGUUUGCUGCGACCGCCGCCUCCCUUGAGAGAUUCGCCCUUCCCAGCGCCCAUCUUCUGCGGCCCGGACGCGGAGGCCGCCGGUCUCAGUGAGGCGCAGGAUGAUGCCUCGAAGUCUUUGAGCUUGGGCCCUCCAAGCCUAAAGACUUUGCCACCUGCGCCACGUCAGCCUGUGGAGGUUUCGACCAGUUCUAAGCUUGCCUCUGAAAGGGCCGAGACACAGAUCAAGGUAUCAGAGGCACUUUCUGCGCAAAGUGGUGCUCCUCGGAUUGCUAUCUCAAAGGAAAGCGACCAGGUUGUUGAGGAAAAGCCGGAGACAAUUGCCGAACGUGUUGCUUCAAAGGAAGCAACCAACACUCUGGAGGCACUUUCUGCGCAAAGUGGUGCUCCUCGGAUUGCUAUCUCAAAGGAAAGCGACCAGGUUGUUGAGGAAAAGCCGGAGACAAUUGCCGAACGUGUUGCUUCAAAGGAAGCAACCAACACUCUGGAGGUCCGAAGCCCGAAGAAGCUGCUUGGCCAGGAAUUCCCUGUGGCCGCUCCAAUGCUGGCGGUCGAAGCCGAAGAAGCCGAUGACACCGUACUGCAGGAAUUUCCCGGCAGCGCCCCAGAAAUUCAUGGGCUGGAGGCUCGCCAGUUUGACGUGGCAAGGCUGAGCGCCGAGGCCGAUGAAGUCCCAACGCCGCCGCGGGGGCCGAGCGCGCCUGCUUCCUCAGCCUUCUUCGACGCUGCGUCCAACCUGGAGGCUGCAUCGCUGCACUCCGCGAAGUCUGCUGAUUCUGAUGUAACGGUUCGGGAUGGUGAUUUGUCGCCAGCACAGCCGCAAACCGCCGCGCUCCCCAGCGGCCCCAGUGGCCCGAGUGGUCCAAGCAACUCGCUUCGACUGCCGAUCCCCGAUGGUCGACCAGCUGAAGGCCGCCGUCCACGGCGACAGCGUGUGUCGACCAUCCCGGCCACGGCCCGCGCUUCGGAGCGCUCCAGUGAAGAGGAGGUGCUGCGAGUCUAUCGGCAGAUCAACGACCGGCAACGGUCCAUGGUCAGCCUUGAGGACCUACGCGCCUACGUGGGCGACUUCUUGGGCUUCGGGCAAAAAGAAGUGGAGACCUUCUUCGAAGAGUUCGCGGAACACAGCGACGGGCAGACCGGUCUGACACCUGAGGGUUUGCGCGCGGGCUUUGGGCGGCUGAAUCCGUUUCAGAUCAUGAACCGUCAAGAAGAAGUCAUCCUUCGAAAGCCUGGAUCGCUUUGUGGGCAGCAACUGACCUUGGAGACCUUGGAUCACUGUGAAGUCUAUGUGUGCGACACGAGCGCCCAAGUCUUCAUCGACUACUGUAAGAACUGUCUCAUCCUGCUGGGCCCUUGCGAAUCCUCCGCUUUUGUCCGGGACUGCGAGGACUGUACGAUCUGGUGUGCGGCGCAGCAGCUGAGGACUCGGGCCUGUAGACGCUGCCGCUUUUUCAUCUACAGCAAAACAGCUCCCAUCAUCGAGGAAUCUCAUGACUUGACAAUUGGCCCUUGGUGCACCAAAUAUCCCUGCUCCGGUGCUCACUUUGAUCAAAUGCGCUUCGAUACCAGUCGCAACUUGUGGAAUGCUGUAUUUGAUUUCAGUGGUGAAAAGGACCGGCCACAUUGGAGAAUACCCUCCUUAGAAGAGGUGGAGGAACUUCACAUCACUCUUGAUGGUGAAGGCCCACCGGAAAAUUUGCUUCCAGCCGUCACUCAUGAGAUGCUGAUUGCAGCUCCACUGGAAUCAGAAGAGCCCUGUGGACAAGGCCUGUCAAUUCCCCAACCACGGCCACCGCUGCCUUCAAGAACAGAGGGUCCAAGGCGGAAGGACCUCAUGGACAAGCCUGUGAAAAGUAUGCCUGCAAUCGCAGCAAAUGGCUUUGAAGCAGAGAGAACUUGGACAUGCAGCAGAUGCACCAUGCACAAUACGUUCAGUGCCACAACUUGUGCGGCCUGUGGCUUGCCACCAGCAUCUGAACAUCUUUGGACUUGUUCCAAGUGCACCUUGCAGAACAGUCUGAGUCUGGAGUACUGCGCUGCAUGCGGAAGCAUGAGAGCCCUACGAAGUCCAAUUGCUCCCGCAGCUGGUGGUCUCUAUGGCAGUAGCUACAGCUCCGCACACGGUUUGCCAGAGGAGCCAGAAGAGCCUCCAAAGCGCAAUGGAUUCUGCUCCUUCCUCUCCGAGGUGGUUCGGCCCAUGUGCAUCAAAUCACUAGAGAAGUCUCGAACCUGACCAACCAUCUUUUGGACCUUCUGGAAUUUGGACUAUGUUGAAGAAGCAGUGUCGGUGGAGCCACCCCGAACAUGGGUUCAAGGGAAGAAGGCAUCUCAACAUGUCUGACGCGUGGACCGCUAAUCUGAAUGGCUGUGCAACUGGUAUGGUGGCGGCCGAUCAGGGAGAGUGUUGCGAUCUUUGGAGAAUGCGGAGGACGAGAUCCCAUUGAAAUGACCGGACUACAUGAUCAAUCAUCUUGGUCACAACCAGAUCAUAUUCAAAACAAUGCGAGGAUCAGAGACGAUGGAUAUUACCAAAUGCGUUGAUGG